UAGACCUACUAUUCUAAAUCUUAGUUCAGGCUAAAGCACCCUUACCUAGUGUGCUCGUGUGCAAGACUUUUCAGUUUUCAAGUACUACUAAUAUUCUUCAUUUCAUUCACAGUAGUAUAUUUCUUCUCUCUAUCCAUCUCUAAUGGCUACUGGGAACGGUGGUGGUUCUGGUUCACCUUGUGGUGCUUGUAAAUUUUUGAGAAGAAAGUGUGCGUCAGAUUGUGUGUUUGCUCCGUAUUUUUGUUCUGAACAAGGUCCGGCUCGGUUUGCGGCGAUUCAUAAGGUUUUUGGUGCUAGUAAUGUUUCGAAGUUGUUAUUACAUGUACCUGUUCCUGAUCGGUGUGAAGCUGUUGUUACAAUUGCUUAUGAAGCUCAAGCAAGAGUUAGAGAUCCUGUCUAUGGUUGUGUUGCUCAUAUUUUUGCACUUCAGCAACAGGUGGCAUGUUUACAAGCUCAACUUAUGCAAGUGAAAUCACAGUUGGUGAACAAAGUUGCCGCUGACACACGGUCACUAGAGAAUCAUAAUUGGAUGGAAAACGUUGCUGCUGCUGUAACAUCUCAACAUAUGAGUUACCCAGCUACGUAUAUGCGGUCAACGGUUUCUCCUCAAAGUUCACUUGAAUCAGUUGACAAUAACAACUGCAGUAAUAAUAUGGAUAUAUCAUCAAUACAAGGAAUGCAUUAUACAAGCAGCGGCAGGGAUAAUGGUUAUAAUAUGAAUGAACAUCUUCAUUCAUAUCAAUCUUGUAACAAGAAAAGAAUGAUUUCUAACAAUGAAUUGGGUGAACUUCAAGCUUUAGCUCUUAGGAUGAUGAGGAAUGAUUUCUAGUAAAAUAAUUUUCUAAUAAUUUAUUAUGAAUUUUAUCACUUCUUUUUCCCACCUUUCUCUCUCAGAUGAUAUGCGCGGCUAUCAGCUUGGUGUUGUUUUUCCUUGUACAUAGAAAGUAAAAGAAUAAUACUGUAAUCUGAGAACCUGGGCAUGGUCAUUUAUUUACUUUAGACAUGGUCAUUAUUUUCUUCAUUUCA
Messenger RNA from Papaver somniferum (opium poppy), 1026 nucleotides. RefSeq names its product LOB domain-containing protein 16-like. The coding region runs from base 143 to 829 and encodes 228 amino acids. Gene Ontology annotation, cellular component: nucleus. Lineage: Eukaryota; Viridiplantae; Streptophyta; Magnoliopsida; Ranunculales; Papaveraceae. The transcript has 2 exons. Gene Ontology annotation, biological process: positive regulation of DNA-templated transcription; hormone-mediated signaling pathway. The record is from RefSeq and is a predicted model, not a curated record.